UUUGCAGCAGGGGCGCAUCAGAUGUUGAAGGCGUGCUCUUGUAUAAUAUUAUAUUUUAACUGCGUGACUGUCGUAGGAGAAGUGCAUAAUGUACGGCUCUAGAAAUUAAUAACAACACGAGAGAAGAAGUUCAGAAAACGUUUUUAGUUUUGCAAUUGUGGGUCUGCUUAAUUUUAGUUACCACAUUGCUUUAUUCCGCUGCUGUUCUUGCAACAGAAAGCAAUAGAUUCCCUGCGGACUGUAAUCUUGGAGGCUUCUGCCACGUCUUGGACAGCGCUGGACGUCGAUCAGUUGUUCAACUCUUUGGACUUGAAGGAAGAAACGUAAUGUUUUAAACGUUAGCCAGAUCGGGGCCAGGAAUGGAAACAAAUAACAGUCUUUUCAACUAAAUAACGAAUGGUGGGAAUUCCAGUCCCUAUUCGAAGCCACACUGAGAAAAACUUUAUCAUGCCAGACUCACCUGUGGAUGUAAAAACACAAUCCAGGUUGACUCCACCCACUAUGCCACCACCUCCUCCCACACAGACAGUACCCAGGACCAGCUCCUUCACUCCCACUACGUUAACCAAUGGAAACAGUCACUCUCCCACCACAUCUAAUGGAGCACCCUCUCCACCCAGCAGUUUCAGCAAUGGACCUUCCUCCUCCUCCUCUUCCUCUUCUUCCUCCUCUUCUUCGCUGGCUAACCAGCCGCUCCCUCCAGCGUGCGGCGCUCGGCAGCUCAGCAAGCUGAAGCGCUUCCUCACCACUCUGCAGCAGUUCGGGAAUGAUAUAUCUCCAGAAAUCGGAGAGAGGGUGCGAGCUCUGGUGUUGGGUCUGGUGAACUCAACCUUAACCAUAGAAGAGUUUCAUUCCAAACUGCAAGAGGCAACAAACUUCCCACUACGACCCUUUGUUGUCCCAUUUCUGAAGGCCAACCUGCCUCUACUGCAGCGGGAGCUCCUGCACUGUGCACGGACGGCUAAACAGAACCCAGCCCAGUACUUGGCUCAGCACGAGCAGCUGCUCCUUGACACCAGCACCAGCUCGCCCCUGGACUCGUCUGAGCUGCUGCUGGAUGUCAGUGAGAGCAGCAAGAGAAAGUCCCCAGACAGAUCCAAAGAGAAUGGCUUCAACAGGGAGCCGCUGAACAGCCAGCCCCCCAGCAAGAGGCCGUGCACGAUGAGCCCUGGCCUGCGUUUCAGCCCUAACAGUGGCCCCCCCUACCAGCCCAAUGGCCUGCCCCACCCGACGCCCCCAGCGCCUCAGCACUACCGCCUGGAGGAUGUGGCUCACCCUUACAGGCACCUCGCCCAGAGGGAGCUGAGGGACCGCCACAGGCAGCUAGGGAUGCAUGGAGCACGUCAGGAUGGUGUCAUCGAUCACCGGCUUAAUGACAGGGAAUGGGUGGAGGAAUGGAAGCACCUUGACCAUGUAAGAAAACUGCUGAACUGCAUCAUGGACAUGGUGGAGAAGACACGGCGCUCACUCACCGUUCUCCGACGAUGCCAGGAGGUGGACCGAGAGGAGCUGAACUUCUGGAUCCGCCGCUACAGCGAUGCUGAGGACCAGAAGAAGGGGACAGGCAGCAACAGCGCCCUCUCCAGGCAGCAGAGUCCAAUCAGUCAUGAUGCCACCACACCAGAAAUUCACAGGGAGUUAUUCCACAGAACAGGGGUGGGAUAUGUUCCAGAAGACAUCUGGAAAAAAGCUGAGGAGGCUGUGAAUGAGGUGAAGAGGCAGGCCAUGUCAGAGCUGCAGAAGGCCGUGUCAGAGGCAGAGCGCAAGGCCCAUGAGAUGAUCAGCCUGGAGAGAGCCAAAAUGGAGCGCACGGUGGCUGAUGCCAAACGGCAGGCAGCCGAGGAAGCUCUGUCCCUCAUUAAUCAGCAGGAAGACUCCAGUGAGAGCUGCUGGAACUGCGGGCGCAAAGCGAGUGAGACCUGCAGCGGCUGCAACGCAGCGCGCUACUGCGGCGCCUUCUGCCAGCACAAGGACUGGGAGAAGCACCACCACAUGUGCGGCCAAACUCUGCAGGGCCAGAACCAGGGCCAGAACCAAGGCCAACCGCAGAGCAAUGUGCCCGCCUCCAUCAGCUCCGCAGCCACGCCCCGCAGUGGCACGGCUAGCCCGGAAAGCCCGCCCUCUACCAUGCCCCGCUCCAUAUCGCCCUGCCCUGUCACACUGGUCACGCCCUCCACCACAGACAUCACACCACGUGGAUAACCCCUCCCUCUAAAUGGUCUCACAUUCCUGAUGAGAUCAAGGAGUUGGAACUUUUACACUACAGUUAGAUGCGUCAGACUUGUCUGGGGACUAGGGCUUGCAUGUUGAAGGCCAAUAAUGGGUCAUAUUGACUUACGGUGAAAAACAAUACACAAGGAUAUUAUUUACCUUCUGUUAUUGCUGUUGUCAUUCUAGCUGUUAUUGAUAUUAGUCUUAUAUUGUUACUGUUGUUGUUAUUUUAUAUUUAUGUUCAUGGGAAAAGGUGAAUAUGUGUAAAUACAGCAAAGAGUUGCAGAUAAGCAAACUUGACUUUCACCCUGUUCUUUUUUUUAAUCAGUAGCUGGGAUUACAAACUAGCUGACCUCAUUGAAAGACACUUUACAAUACCACUAACCAAGAGAUGUAUGUUGUUAAUAGCUAAAAUGUUGACAGAAUAUGGAUUACUGUUUUGGAAAAAAAAGUGGAGAGAGUAGGAAAAGGCCUCAAGAGCAUGAAUUAUGUAAAGUGGUUUGAUGUUUCACUUGGAAGAAGAUUCCAGGGAUUACUAAUGGAACUGAAACCACUCUUACCUAAUUCACAGCUGACUGUCAAGCAGCACAGAUCUUCAUACUUUUACUUAUUCAAGAAAUGUAUUCAAUUCUUUUUGAAGAGAAAAGGAAUGAGCAGGACAGGCUCUGAAGAUGGCUAUACAGCAACAAGAGUAUGAUUAACAAAAAAUAUCAUAAAUAAAUUAGGCUUUUGUAGUAACAAAGUAGAUAAGCCAGCCAUCAGCUGCAGAUCUAGUUCAAACUCUGACAUUAUGAUAGGUCAGAUGAAUAUCUUCUGGAAAAAACGGGGGGAAAUAAGAAAUAAAAAACAUGUAUUAUUUUUAUUCCUCAAGAAUAAUAUUUGAUAUCUGGCCCCUUAAUGUCUCUCCUUAAAUAAUUUUUUUUUUUACCAUUUUCAUUCCCUAUUCUUGUUUCUAAGAAGUCUUUUUUGUGUAAAAACUGUCCUGUGUAGUUUUUUUGAUUGUGAUUUAUUGUCUUUGACAGUUGUGAUGCAGAGUAGUGUAUCCAUGUCAACAAGUUAGUUUCUCUGUUUCCUGCUGUAGAUGGUGCAGAGGGAAAUUUUGUACCGUGUUUAUGCUGCUUUUAAUAUUUGUAUAUACAAUUUCUCUAGCUCUUUGAAUUGAAGAGGGAAAUAAAUCUUUUGGUUAUCCUGA
Molecule: messenger RNA, 3403 nt
Organism: Anguilla rostrata (American eel)
Lineage: Eukaryota; Metazoa; Chordata; Actinopteri; Anguilliformes; Anguillidae
Product: protein CBFA2T1-like
Exons: 11
Coding region: 397-2202 (601 amino acids)
Biological process (GO): DNA-templated transcription; negative regulation of DNA-templated transcription
Cellular component (GO): nucleus
Molecular function (GO): transcription corepressor activity
Source: RefSeq, a predicted model, not a curated record